CUAAUCUUUACAAAAUGGCGACUGUUGUUGUUUUGCCGCAGGGUCAGUGAAUAAAUCCGUUUUUCAUUUCAAUUAUUUUCUGCACUAAUUUGCAGAAACAGCCCUAAAAAAACACCCAGGCGUCCCGAGGGUGGCUCUGUGUGGACUGAAAUGAAAGGUAAAGAGCGGUCGCCGAUUAAAAAACGCUCCCGGGCCUUGGACGAUAUUCGAGACCGGGGAGGAUGCCACCCGACCAGCAAGAAAAUGGGGGCUCUUUCCGUCUCCAGUGGGAGUAAUAAUGGAAAUAGCUCGACCAAAAGCGACGGCGGCUCAACGAGAAGGAGUCUGCUCGGUGAGAAAAGAGACAGAGAUUUCGACGGUCACAGCCGGACUGGAAAUAAUCACAGCUGUCAGUCUGCAGCCGCCAGCUCCGUCGGUAAAAACCACAACCUGAGCCUGACGCUGGAUUUAGCCGCACCGAGGAGCACUUCACGUGGGGAGCAGCAGCGGGUUCAGCCACCCAGCACCGAGAGUGAGUACAAAACACUCAAAAUAAGCGACCUCGGCACCCAGCUGAGCGAUGAAGACAUAGAGGAUGGACUGUUUCAUGAAUUUAAGAAGUUCGGAGAUGUGAGCGUCAAGAUCAGCCGCAGCAACGACGAGCGGAUAGCCUUCGUGAAUUUCAGAAAGCCUGAGGACGCCAGAGCUGCGAAGCACGCCAGGGGACGACUGGUGCUGUACGACCGGCCCCUGAAAAUCGAAACAGUGUACAUUAACAGGAGGAGAAGCCGCUCCCCCGUCGAGAGAGACGUGUAUGGUGCAGCUCAAAGCCACAGACAUUUGCAGAGACCCCUCUCACCUACCGGGCUUGGAUACAGAGACUAUCGGCUACAGCAGCUGGCCCUGGGGAGGCUCCCUCCUCCCCCGCCGCCCCCUUUGCCCAGAGAGCUGGAGCGGGACAGGGAGUUUGCUCUGUUUGAAGCCAGGGCACGUCCAGCCUUCAUUGCAGAGCGAGCUGCUUUUCGUGAGGAGGAUUUUAUAUCUCCAGAAGAUGACCAAAGAGCCAACAGGACGUUGUUUUUAGGCAACCUGGACAUAACUGUUACCGAGGCAGACCUGAGGAGAGCAUUUGACAGGUUUGGUGUCAUAACGGAAGUGGACAUUAAGAGACCCACACGGGGACAAACCAGCACAUAUGGAUUUCUGAAAUUUGAGAACCUUGACAUGGCUCACCGUGCUAAGCUUAGUAUGUCUGGCAAAAUAGUGGGCCGCAACCCCAUAAAGAUAGGCUAUGGGAAAGCAACUCCCACCACACGCCUGUGGGUGGGUGGACUUGGGCCCUGGGUCCCCUUAGCUGCCCUGGCAAGAGAGUUUGAUCGCUUUGGCACUAUAAGGACCAUUGACUACAGAAAGGGGGACACAUGGGCCUACAUUCAGUAUGAAAGUUUGGAUGCUGCACAAGCGGCAUGCACACACAUGCGAGGCUUCCCACUGGGAGGUCCAGAGAGAAGACUUAGAGUGGACUUUGCUGACGCUGAGCAUCGUUACCAGCAGCAGUUCCUGCAGCCUCUCCCAAUACCGCCGUUUGACAUGGUGGCUGAGUCAUUUGUCCACCGUGCCACACCUGAACCUCUGAGGGUCAGGGAACGGACUCCACCGCCGCUUCACUUCAGGGAAAGAGAGCUCUUUCCUGGAACUGAAUGGCCCAACCCUGCUAUUCGUGAACGGGUGCGUGCAUCACCCUUUGAGCCUCUGGAGCACUUGGAACGUGAGCGGCGGGCACGUGAGCCCUGGUCUUUGGAACGAGAGCUGCAGGGACGAGAGCCUGCACGCAAGCGGCGCGUAAUGGAGGAUGGACGCCAUAUAGAUCACUCCCCUGAUAGCACUGAGAGGACAGUAAGACGUAGGCGUGUCUCUCCGGAUGGCAGUCCUGGAGGUAGCAGCAGAGAUGGAGGGCGCUUCAGUGACUCAGAGCGCCCUCUGCGGGGUGAGAGGCCCUCUCCAGCGCGAGAACGUCACAGCAGCCUGGAACGAGGUGGGACUGAACGGAGACUCAAAAAUCAGAGUCUCUCUGACAAGGGACCCUCAGGCGGCAGCAUUUCAGCAAUUGGAGAGCGUAAGCGCAAAGCAGGCGAUGGUAGCAAAGGGCCGGCCAAGAGAGAACGCUCUGAGAGCAGUUCCAAGGGGGGUCAGCAGUCCAAGCUGGACGGCACCAAACUCAGUUUGGCCUGGCAAGGUAUGCUGCUGCUGAAGAACAGCAACUUCCCAGCCAACAUGCACCUGCUGGAGGGCGACCACAACGUAGCCAGCGACCUGCUUGUUGAGGGCACAACAGGGAGGCAGGUGAGCGAGCUAAAGAUCACCCAGCGCCUCCGUCUGGACCAGCCCAAGCUUGACGAGGUCUCCCGGCGCAUCAAAGUGGCGGGCCCUGGCGGCUACGCCAUCCUGCUGGCAGUUCCUGGGACCACAGAGGAUACAUCUUCGUCUGACCCUGCAGCCUCAACUCAGCGGCCGCUUCGCAACCUGGUGUCCUACCUCAACCAAAAACAAGCAGCUGGAGUCAUCAGCCUGCCUGUGGGAGGGAGCAGAGAUAAAGACAACACAGGGGUUCUUCAUGCUUUCCCUCCCUGUGAUUUCUCCCAGCAGUUCCUAGAUUCCUCUGCCAAAGCUCUGGCUAAAAGUGAAGAGGACUAUCUGGUCAUGAUUGUGGUUCGUGGAGCAUCUUAAAAAAUCAGAACACACUAAGUUCAAGUGGUGUUUAAAAAAAAAAAAAAUCUGCUGUAUGUCAGUAACUAUUGCAUGCUGUGUGUUCUGCAUUAUGGGGUACACUAGUAUGGUUCUUGAGUGUUUGUAUGUUGCCAUGUAAUCCACUAAAAUGACAAACGGUGCCCUCCUACAAAACUAAAAGGGUGUGUUUUUUUGAAAUCUUUUUUUAAAGAGUAUAUUAAUUGCUCACAAAGUCAUAAACUGGCAGUAAUUCAUUCAGAAUACUGUGAAACAGUUAAAUAUGAGGAAUACAUUUCUGUGUCAUGUAAGAAGAGAAGAGAAGAGUCAUAUAGAAGACACCUUUUUUGGUUAAUUUACAGGUUUAUAAUCUUAACUAUUCAACUCAAUUACAAGGAAAAGAACUAGUAAUAUUAGAAAUGCAAGGAGUGGACACAAUAACACCUCCGCUACAAUUAAACAACAAAUAAUAGCCUCAUAAAUGACUAUAGUGUUGAACCCACAUCUCCCUGACACAGUGUUAACAAAACCUGAAAAUUACAAGCCUAUCAAAGGUCAUUUUUGUUUUUGGGCUAUUAUAUUGUAUUGCAUUGCUCAGGUGUUGUUAUUGUGUCUACCACAUAUACUGGUAUAUACACGAGGGGAGUCAGAAGACGCCCUUUUUCAAAGCUUUGAAUUACAUUGCAAUAAUAUUUCUGCUAUAAUCACUUUUUGAUGAAUGGAUACAAAGGUGAGCAUGACAUCUUUGAAGUUAAAGUUUCCUGUAAAGGUGUAGUGAAUGAUUUGGAACAGCAGUUACAAAGUUAAUCUCUUCGGAGAAAGAAACCCCGCAUUUUUAAGGUCAAAACACGUUGCACACAACGCUCUAUUUACCAAACGUUCACCAAACACCCUGAUGAUGGCAAGAUAGUGUGGUGCGCUGCAGAUGAGUUGUGCAGCCUGUUUUAAUCUUGAUAGACUUGUAUUGAAACUCAUACUAGCCUGAACCUCACUGUGUGUGCAGUCUCAAAGUUAAAAAACAUUUCAAAGGUCACCAUUUGAAAAGUCUCUGGAUAACAGCACAUACAUUUCAGUUAUGUUGUAAAUUCUGUUUUUUUU
Thunnus maccoyii (southern bluefin tuna) is the source of this 3801-nucleotide messenger RNA. It is a transcript of the gene rbm15, whose product is annotated as RNA binding motif protein 15. The transcript has a single exon. Gene Ontology annotation, biological process: regulation of alternative mRNA splicing, via spliceosome. The coding region runs from base 151 to 2706 and encodes 851 amino acids. Gene Ontology annotation, cellular component: nucleus. The record is from RefSeq and is a predicted model, not a curated record. Lineage: Eukaryota; Metazoa; Chordata; Actinopteri; Scombriformes; Scombridae. Gene Ontology annotation, molecular function: mRNA binding.